UUUUUUUUUUCUAUUAAACAUUGAUCGAUUAAUUUCAUAAUGAGUGAUAAUCCUUACCUUGCUCAUUUAAACACCGGUGGUAAAACCGAGGAGUUGUUCAACGGUCUCGUUCCCAGAAAGACAACCGCUGAACAAGCUGAAAAGCUCGAGAAUGCUCAAGUCAAUCCUUUCACUGGCAAGACUUUCAGCGCAAAGUAUCAAAAGAUUUUAGAAGGUAGAAGAAAGCUUCCUGUUCAUUCCAAGCGUCAAGAGUUUUUAGAUUUGGUUCAUAAUAACCAAUUUGUUGUGCUUGUGGGUGAGACUGGUUCCGGUAAAACCACACAAAUUCCCCAAUUUUUAGCUUAUGAUGAAUUACCUCACUUAAAGGGAAAGAUGAUUGCAUGUACUCAACCUCGUCGUGUGGCUGCUAUGUCUGUCGCUCAACGUGUUGCUGAUGAAAUGGAUGUCAAGUUGGGCCAAGAAGUCGGUUACAGUAUUCGUUUUGAAGAUAACACCAGUCCCAGUACCUUCUUAAAGUAUAUGACUGAUGGUAUGCUUUUGCGUGAAGCCAUGUCAGAUCCUUUAUUGACCAGAUACUCCGCUGUCAUUCUCGAUGAGGCACAUGAACGUACCUUGAAUACUGAUAUUUUGAUGGGUCUUUUGAAGGAGGUUUGUAGAAAGAGAAAGGAUUUGCAAGUGGUUGUCAUGUCUGCUACUUUGGAUGCUGGCAAGUUUCAAAAGUAUUUCGACGAUGCUCCCUUAUUGUCUGUUCCUGGUAGAACUUUCCCUGUCGAAGUUUUCUAUACUCCCGAGCCCGAGCGUGAUUACCUUGAGGCUGCUAUCCGUACUGUUCUCCAAAUCCAUGUCAGUGAACCUGAGGGUGAUAUCUUGGUGUUCUUGACUGGUGAGGAAGAAAUUGAAACUGCCUGUAGCAAGAUUAGAGCUGAAGGCGAUGAAUUGAUCCGUAGCCAAGGAGCUGGUCCUCUCAAGGUUGUUCCUCUUUACUCUUCUUUACCUCCCCGUGCUCAACAACAGAUUUUUGAAGCUGCACCACCACCACGUACACCCGGUGGCGCACCCGGUCGUAAGAUUGUGGUCUCCACCAACAUUGCCGAAACCUCUCUCACCAUUGACGGUAUUGUCUAUGUUAUUGAUCCUGGUUUUGCUAAGCAAAAGGUAUACAAUCCCCGUAUUCGUGUUGAGUCCCUCUUGGUCUCUCCCAUUUCCAAAGCUUCCGCUCAACAACGUGCUGGUCGUGCUGGUCGUACCCGACCUGGUAAGGCUUUCCGUUUGUAUACAGAGAACGCCUUCAACAAGGAAUUGAUUGAAGCUACAUACCCAGAAAUUUUGAGAUCCAACUUGGGUAGUGUUGUCCUUCAAUUAAAGAAACUCGGUAUUGAUGAUUUAGUGCAUUUCGAUUUCAUGGACCCUCCUGCACCUGAGACUUUGAUGCGUGCGCUUGAACUUUUGAAUUAUUUGGGUGGUUUAGAUGACGACGGAGAAUUAACUCCUACUGGUGAACUUAUGUCUGCUUUCCCUCUUGAUCCUCAAUUGAGUAAGAUGUUGAUCGAAAGUCCCAAAUACGGUUGUUCCAACGAAAUUUUGUCUAUUGCUGCUUUGCUCUCUGUACCUCAAAUCUUUACUCGUCCUAGUAAUGCCCGUAAGGCUGCAGAUGAAGCUAAGGCCCAAUUUGCUCAUGCCGAUGGUGAUCAUCUUACUCUCUUGAACGCCUAUCACGCCUAUAAAACUAACAACGAAGAUCAAAACUGGUGUUUCGAUAAUUUCAUGAACCACCGUUCAUUAAAAUCCGCUGACAAUGUUAGAAACCAAUUAAGAAGAACGAUGGAAAAGCACGACUUAGAUCUUGUUUCUACGGAUUUCGAGCACAGAUCUUACUACACCAACAUCCGUAGAGCGAUUGUUGCCGGCUAUUUCAUGCAAGUGGCUCAUUUGGAACGUUCUGGACAUUACUUGACAGUGAAGGAUAACCAAAUUGUACAAUUGCAUCCUUCUUCAUGUUUGGAUCACAAACCCGAAUGGGUUCUUUACAACGAAUUUGUGUUGACCACUCGUAAUUAUAUCAGAACCUGUGUUGAAGUUAGAGCAGAAUGGUUACUUGAGGUCGCACCUAGUUACUAUGACUUGUCUAAUUUCCCUAAUUGCCAUGGUAAACGUCAACUCGAACAAAUUGCCAACAAACAAGUUAGAAAUGAAGAUUCUAAGAAAUCUUCAGGCAAGAAGAGAAGACAAUAAGUGAUUUACCAUCUUUUUUUUAUAUUUUUAAAUUUUUUUAUAAUUUCAUUUCCCCCAUUUAUCCCAUUUUUUUUUUUAAAUCAUUCUAUAUAAAAAAAGUAUCUUUUUUUUUUUAA
This is a messenger RNA of Mucor mucedo, 2348 nucleotides long. Its product is annotated as P-loop containing nucleoside triphosphate hydrolase protein. Lineage: Eukaryota; Fungi; Mucoromycota; Mucoromycetes; Mucorales; Mucoraceae. The record is from RefSeq and is a predicted model, not a curated record. Gene Ontology annotation, molecular function: RNA helicase activity; ATP binding; RNA binding. The coding region runs from base 40 to 2232 and encodes 730 amino acids. The transcript has 4 exons. Gene Ontology annotation, cellular component: intracellular anatomical structure; spliceosomal complex.